AUGCUGCAGCAGCUACGUCAAGAGGGCGUCGACGUGCUGUGGAUGAACGGAGGCCCCGUGAAGCCCCGCCACGUCUGCGCCGUGACCGUGCUCCGCACGCAGCGCGCCGUUUCAGCGCUAUCCACGUCCAGUGGCUGCAGGGCGUUGAUCAGAGGAGACGACGAUGGGCAAGUGGUCUACGGCACCUUGGCGUCGGUGUUGACCUUGGCCCAGGAGGAGUCCGACGCCUUGAGCGAGACGGUGACGGUCCUCGCCUGGGCGGGCUAUGCCCAAUGGAGCCGUACGCAGCUCUUGGGCGAGAUGGCCCGUGGCAGCUGGGGCUGGUGUGAUGGCACGCUGGAGGACAUCAAAGAGUCGGCCUCCGGCACGGGCCACGGCCUCUGGGAGCACUUGCGGCACCACAGCGAGCGCCUCAGCUGGGCACCCAGCAAUGAGUUGUCCCGGGACUUCGAGCAGCGGUUCCCCCCGCAGCGCCAGGCGGAGGAUGCGCAGGGCGAAGUGGUCACUGCCCUGGUGCAGCAGUUCGAGACCAUGAGGAGAGACAGUGCCACCGACCGCGCAUCUUGGCGCCGACCGAGAAGUGGAUGUGGCCAACAGUGA
Durusdinium trenchii is the source of this 600-nucleotide messenger RNA. NCBI's taxonomy places the organism in Eukaryota, Dinophyceae, Suessiales, Symbiodiniaceae. The record is from the annotation of a GenBank genome assembly.